Sungouiella intermedia is the source of this 3294-nucleotide messenger RNA. The record is from the annotation of a GenBank genome assembly. NCBI's taxonomy places the organism in Eukaryota, Fungi, Ascomycota, Pichiomycetes, Serinales, Metschnikowiaceae.
AUGGAACCAAAUUGGGCAGAGCUGCUGGCGAAGUUGACUCAAGUAGCUAAUAUGGUGGUGACUGAUCUGGCUGAGUACAAACGACUCAAGGAAGAGAUGACGGUCAUGGAGGCUAGGUAUAGAGAAGAGGUGGAGAGAAUGAAGGAAGAGCUAGCCAGUUUACGAAACUCGGCUGCAUGUCCUUAUGGGGAAGGUGUUGGUGGUGUAAUAGGCAGUGUACCUGCUAAUGUUGCCAAUAUCAAUAUUUCUAAUGUCAACGUUGCUACCAUUCCAAAUGUUAAUGUUGCUAAUGUCGGUGUGGGGACCAGUGGUGAUAUCGGUGCAGAUCUCCGAGAGAACGCUUCAACCAGACGAUAUUCAGCCAAUGCGAGUGAAAAUAUAGCCACGCCUCAAAGGAGCGCCGGCGAGCCGCUUCCUAAUGUGUUUGGUCCUCUGGCAGCCAGCACGGCGCUACGUCAAAUGAAUACUUCGCCGGUGACUAUUCUCCGAAAACUCCGGAGCUCUCCCGACACUGCUCUGCCACUGGUGGCUGAUGAUCUCUACUUUUCAAUGCGUCAUUUCCGUCAUAAGAGCACCCCAGACCCGUCAGGUAUAAUAGUGAAGUUGUACCUGUGGCUCAACAUAAUCAAGUUGGAUCCCCAGCUCACCGCACUAUGGUACAAAAUUACUAGCAUGCAAAAGUCAUACCACAUUUAUAAGACUUCGCUUCUUGGCCAGUACAGGACGCUGGCGUCCGAUAUGCGCCAUCUGGACUCGACAUCGUCUCCGGCUAGUCCUGCUUGUGGCCACCAUAAGUGUCCCGUGGUUGCUUGUGAGUUCAAUAUGAUGGUUGAGGAGUCUAAUCGUGCCGGAACGCCAGCUGGGGGCUCGGGAUCUGAGCCAACCUCUCGAAGAGUGUCUCGAGCAGGCUCCCUGACGCCGAUGGGCCUUACUCCAUCAGGAAAUUCCAUUAUUUCGGGACCCUCAGGUUACUCAAAAGUGAAAACAGAGGAAUCGGACUAUGUUAACAAUCUCAACGACAAAGCAGUGAGUAUUCUCACACGGAUUCAGCGACUCUGGAACGAGAUCAGAAACUACGGCCGUGGAAAUAGCAAGUUGUCCUAUUCUCAGCUUUUGUUUUUGCUCGAUUUCUACCUUCGUGAUGGCUCGGAGAGUCUGUACAAGCCAUCAGUGAUGACCUGUGAAGUAGAAUCACUUCACAUUUUACGGUUCUUCCGGCCUAACCUUGUGGGGCUUUUUCGCCAGGCUGGCGACGACGUCUGCCUCAAUAUCGCCGUUUUUCAGUCAGGAAUGUCUGAUCCAGAGGUAUACAAUCAGCUUAAACAGCAGGGCAUAUAUCUCUCGAUGUUAGCGCUCAUCGUGGAGGAGGCACUUGAUGUUCUCCGUAUGCGAAGAGGGGUUUCGUCGGAAGUGAUGAACGAGUUCCAUUCAGUUUUCCCUCUUGAGGCUGUUCAUCACGGUCUAGGUUACAAGCAGACGAACGUUUUGGGCCAGGUACGUGAGUUCGUUGAAAUGAUGGUGAAAAACAAGAAGGGCGAGGUGUGGUCCCUGAUGCUGGCAGUCUGUUUGCUCGUGGUACUUCUAAAUCGGAGCAUUGCCGUUUAUAAGCGUGACGGUGCUAUUCCCGAUGAAAGCUCUGCGUUCACCAAUAUCUUCACAUGGACACUAGAGAUGCUUGAUCUGGGCGGACACAGACUUGAGCUUUGGGUUGACCCUGCCCAGGUGACAUUCGAAGGCGCCCAUGUUUCUCAAGACCGUCAGAAUGAUCUCCGUCUUUUGCUCUGUCUAGUUUGGGCAGAUUUCAUGCGCAUAGUCAAUUUGAUUGUGCUUUCCGUGAUUCCUAUAGUGAAACAUCUGCAUCACUUGGAUCGCUUACUCGAGAGUUUUCUCGAAGAAAUUGCCGAAGCGGAGCCAUCUCAUGCUCACAUCAAGUACUUGGCACAAAUGGGAGAAUCUGAAGGUUCAGUUUCCGCUACGCAUGUUGGUGAUUUAAUCACCUCGUUGCAUGUAAACUACCUCAUUGCUCGUGCAUCCAUUCUCGUCCGAAAUGGAAUCUGUGGUAGAGCUGUUAGAGCUCAGGUGGCUGAUUUCCAGAAAAUUGUAGCUGAAAUUCUGGCGUGGGCGUCGGAGAUGGCUCUCGCUAAGCUUCGCAUGACAAGAUACUUCGAAGUCCGCACAAUAUUUAACUACUUGGAGUUCUACUUUUUGUUCAUAAUUUUCCUUCAAUGUGAGGAAAAUGAUGACUACGAUCUGGUCUCCUCGCUCAUUCCCCAUUUAUUCGCCAAAGCUCUCGAUGUCAACAAGUUUUUGCAGGGCAGCAUCAUCCAGUUCAACAAGAGCGUAAAUUCUCAAUACGUCCAAGUGGCCAUUGCUGAAAACGUAUCCAAAGUUUCCCAUUUGAUUGCCGGAUUACUCAUUCGGUUCGUUUCUGAGCCCAGCUCAUCUUCUUCAUCAGGGUCAGAUUCCUCGCCUUCUCGACUUGUCUAUUCACAACGAUCAGAAAACCGAAUGCCCAUUUAUAUUCCCGUUACAAGCAAAGAUGAAUUAAUUGCGGAAACUGACCGCACAAUUCGUCUCAUAGAAAAUUCUCUGAGCAAAGAAAACGCUGUACGAGCGAUCAAGAUCUGGCGUUUUUACAUGACAUUCAUUCGAAAUUCCCACAAAAUGAACCCUGCUGCUUACGCCAAACUUCAUGCAGAGGCAUUCGGCUCAGGAAGAAUCGUCGACUCAUGUCCUGUGUUGCCAUCCAGUCUGGGCAUGGGCUCAUCUACUUCAAGCACCAAAAUGGGAUGUCCAGUCAUUCAUGGAGUCAUGACCAAAGAUAUCCCUGCGCCUCCACUCGGCAGAUGUCCCGUGGAUCAUUCCGUAAUCGGAGCACCUGCUCCAUUGGCCCAGUCUGAAUCUCGCAAGAGGCAGUGUCCUUUUGACCACGAAGCACUUCGCAACUCGAGCCUAGCUCUGUCCACCUUCAACGAGAGCAAUAUUCGUGGCCAAAAUGACUCGACAUCCCGCUCCAGCAACAUGAUACUGACGCUGGCUACCUUCAAUGAUCUGCAGCCUUCCUCCAUGGCGGUUGAUAUUACAAACAGAACCCCUCCCCAGGUAAUAAUGGCACCCAUGCCUAGCAUGGUCGGUUUCCUGACUCACACUAGUCCGAUUCCUCUGAGCAUUGAUACAAUGGAUUGGGAGACCCUUCCAAACUUCAACUUUGACCUAGUUGGAGAGGAAGGUCUAGUAAUGCAGAUCAAUGGAGGGUACUUUGACAACUCUUCCAUAGAGGCCAUGUUUCAGUGA